Molecule: messenger RNA, 832 nt
Organism: Pseudogymnoascus verrucosus
Lineage: Eukaryota; Fungi; Ascomycota; Leotiomycetes; Thelebolales; Thelebolaceae
Exons: 2
Coding region: 36-743 (235 amino acids)
Source: RefSeq, a predicted model, not a curated record
CUCAAGAUUAAGCCACAGAAAAAAAAUCUGUCAACAUGAAGCACAUCAUCUCCCUCGUGGCCCUCGUAGCCUCUGUUACGGCACAUUCAACCUUUCAGGAAUUAUGGGUCGACGGAGUUGACCAAGAAGGAACGUGUAUCCGCACGCCUCCAAGUAACAGCCCCGUUACGAGUGUUACCUCCAGCGACAUCACUUGUAAUGUUGGCGGUACGACAGGUGUUUCUGGUCUCUGUAGCGUUGCUGCUGGCCAGACCGUUACAGUAGAGAUGCAUGCUCAGCCUGGAGACCGAUCAUGCUCCACAGAGGCCAUCGGCGGAAACCACUUUGGCCCCGUUAUCGUCUACAUGGGCAAGGUCACCGAUGCAACAACGGCUGAUGGCUCGGGUGCAAUCUGGUUCAAAGUCGACCAAGAAGGCUACGACGUCCCGACCAAGACAUGGGGAACCAUGACACUCAACGACAAUUGCGGCAAGCGCACCUUCACAGUCCCAUCAAGCCUUGCCCCUGGUAAUUAUCUCUUGAGGGCUGAGGUCAUUGCUCUGCACGCCGCUGGUUCAUCAGGUGGCGCCCAGUUUUAUAUGUCCUGUUACCAGCUGGCGGUGACUGGCAGCGGGACAGCAAACCCGAGCGGAGUCAGCUUUCCUGGGGCAUAUAGCGCAAGUGACCCAGGAAUCUUGAUUGACAUCUACCAGGAUAUUACUAGCUACACUAUCCCAGGGCCAACUGAUGUUUUCACGGGAUAGGGCGACAGAUAGAUAGUUACAGGUGCAUUAGAAGGGAUGGUGGGUUUAAAGAUGUAGAUAUAUAUUAUAAAUAUCUUACUCCUACGAGG